CGCGCGGCGGCGCGGCGGGCCCAGGCGCGGGCCAUGGAGGCGGGGAGCAGCUGCUACCAGUUUCGGGUCCUGCUGCUCGGGGACGCGGGGGUGGGCAAGACGGCGCUGCUGCGGCGCUACGUGGCGGGCGCGCCGGGGGCCGCGGAGCCGGAGCCGGAGCCGGGGGCCGAGGCCGAGGCGGAGCCCACGGUGGGCGUCGAGUUCUACAGCCGCGCGCGGCAGCUGCCAGCCGGGCCGCGCGUGAAGCUGCAGCUCUGGGACACCGCGGGCCAGGAGCGCUUCAGGUGCAUCACCAGGUCCUUCUACCGGAACGUGGCGGGUGUCCUGCUGGUCUAUGAUGUGACAAACAGGAAGUCCUUUGAACACAUCCAAGACUGGCAUGCAGAGGUCCUAGCCACUCAGGGCCCGAAGGUGAUCUUCCUGCUGGUCGGCCACAAGAGUGACCUGCAGAGCAGCCGCUGCGUCUCCUCCCAGGAGGCAGAGGAGCUGGCCACCUCCCUAGGCUCAGCCUUCAUAGAGACCUCAGCCAGAAACAACUGCAAUGUGGAGAUGGCCUUUGACACCCUCACGGAUGCCAUCCUGCAGGCCCUGCAGCAGGGGGACAUGGAGCUGGGAGAGGACUGGGGGGGUGUCCGGCUCAUCCACAAGGCCCAAGUGCCCAGCUCCCCCAGCAGAAAGCAGCAUGCAGGCCUGUGCCAGUGUUGAUCUGAGAGAGGGUCAAAGGUCUCAGCCUCACAGACUGUGUGGGACUGGGUCUACUGUAUUAGUAUCUCUGGGAGUCAAAUGACAGAGGAGUAAUGUCAACAGUAUUUUGUGUGUGUGUCGGCGGGGGGGGGGGGGGGGUUUCCAGGGUCUUGCCGUACAGUUCAGGCUGGCCUUAAACUCACUUUGUAGCCCAGGGUAGUCUCAAACUCACAGCAAUCUUUUUGCCUCAGCCUCCCCAAGUGCUGGGAUUACAGGCAUGCUGCCACCAUGCACGGCCUAACAUUAUCUUGACAUGGUCUUGCCUCCUAGAUUUUGAAGUCUCGCCCCUUGCUAGAGAGAGGGCUAUAAAGCCAGGUGUGUAUUCCCUGUCCUUGAGCCUCAGUUUCUUUACCUGUCAGUGGAGCUCUUAAAAGAUCCCACUGGGGCUGGGGAUUUAGCUCAGCGGCAUAAGCACCUGCCUUGCAAGCAAGCAGUCGUGCGUUCCAUCCCUGGUACCGAUAAAAAGGAAAAAGCCAAAAACAAUCUAAAAGAUCCCACUGCUCAGGGAGGUUGUAGUCACAAGAUAAAGACAGGGUGUGCUCACUCAGAGCCUGCCACGCAGAGAACUGAAGGACAAAAGCUGUUAACCCCGCAUUCCUUUCUGGCUGUGACGCUGCCAUUUCUGGCAGGAUUUCGGGCCCAGUGCUGAGCCACUUGGCAUCUGAACAGCUGUCCUGGAGAAGACUGUGAGGGGAUUCCCAGUGUGAACUUGGCUUGGAGGCUCCCCUUUUUUUGAAAACAGUUUCACUAUGCAGUUCAGAUUGGCUUUGAACUCACUAUGUAGCCCAGGCUGCUCUUGGAUUCCAGGUGAUCCUCCUGCCUCAGCCUCCUGAGUGCUAUAUCCCACUAUAUCUGGACCUAUAUCUUUUGGUCCUCAGACUAGGAUGAAUCAGAUGUGGUUUCAGACUCGGGGCUGCUGCCCACUGUCCCCACCCCAAGCCCACAGCUGAAUCUGGAUCCCAGAGGCAGGGGUGAGUGAACAGCAGUCAGGUUGGUCACGGUGGACACUAAGAAGAGCCUGGCAGGCUGUAGGAUGCACCCAGCCCAGCUGCUGGGCCCUCUCCCUGGGGGACCUUAGCUUGCAAAGCUCCCUGGGAGACUGCCUGGCCCUGGGGCAACCCACAUCCAGUUUUCAUCAACUCUGGACAACUCUGAGGGUCAAAUCCAGCUUCAUCUGUCCUUGAGCUUCACUGAGAACAUCACUGACAUCAUGGCCAAGUUUCCCUCUGCCAGUCCUGCUUCCUUCCCACCCAAGUGUGGCUCUCAAGAAUGUCCCUACUUGGGCUGGGGAUUUAGCUCAUCGGCAUAAGCACCUGCCUUGCAAGCAGGCGGUCGUGAGUUCAUUCCCUGGUACCGAUAAAAAUGAAAAGACAAAAAAAAAAAAAAAAAAAAAAAGAAUGUCCCCUACUGCCUUGUAAGCAGGCAGUCGUGUUUGAUCCCUGGUACCGAUAAAAAGGAAAAAGACAAAGGAAAAAAAAAAGAAUGUCCCCUAAUGUCCGCCCACCAUGCUCCAUCUGCCUCUUGGGGCACCCAGCCUGUCACAGGAGCUGCCAGGCAAGAAUGGGCAUAUUUUCAUCCCUUCACCAAUUUUUUUUAUUUUUUUAUCUUUUUUUUUUUCCUUUUUAUCGGUACCAGGGAUCAAACUCACAACUGCAUGCUUGCAAGGCAGGCACUUAUGCCGCUGAGCUAAAUCCCCAGCCCCUCAAUUUUGUCUUUUCAUGAGAAUUGACUCUGUUCCAGUCGGGUUAUAGCAGUGACCAUGACAGAAAAGUCUUUUGGGGGCUAGCAUUCUAGUGGAAGAGGGAAAAAAAGAAGUAAAUAAACCAUACCAUUUCCAGUUGUGCUCGUGACUGUGAGGAGCACAGAUCAGGGACAUGGGGUGUGCGGGGCGUGGCCUCUGGGCUGGAGCUGCUUCCAAGAGGGGAGGAAAAGCUGAGGUAGGAGCAGGGAUGGCCAGCCUUGAUGCAGGGCGGCUUCUGUUGUCACGUUACAGGUGAGACCAGUCCAAAGCAAGCAACUGAUGGGCUUGAAGUCACACAGCCUGGAAGAGCAGGAAGUUCCAGUACUUUCUCGAGGACUCCCUGUGGCCUCUGGGGACCCUUGUUCAGGAGGGAAGCUUGUCUGAAAGAGAGCAGCUAGCCCUGGUCACAGAAGCCCUGGCCAGGGCCUGGAGAACCCACAGACAGGGAGAGUGGAGAGAGUGCCAUGUUCCUAAGUGCAAAGUGUCAGUAAUAACUUUGGUCCCACGGGGUUAUGACACUAAGUGAAAUAUGUGAACUCAAACCACAGUAUGGGCCCUUCUAUUGAGGGUGGCUUACUAACCUUGUAGAACCCUGCUCACUCUGGGAACUGAGCCCAGGGCCACUGCAUCCUCAGGCUUUUAUUUUAUCUUGAUGCAGGAUAUUGUUACAUAUGUAAAUUGCCCAGGCUGGGCUCAGAGUUGCCAUCUUCCUGCUUCAGCCUCCCAAUCCUGGGAUGGAGGCACACAGCACCACGCCCAGCACAGCUUGCCCAGUGUAUCCAAAGGGUCCUCAUGCUGAGUUUGAGGGUGGUUUGGACUAUAUAAUAAGAUCCUGUCCCCUCCCCCACAAAAGAAAAAAAGAAGAAAGGGCUGGGCAUUUAGCUGAGUGGCAUAAGUGCCUGCCUUGCAAGCUUGAGGUCAUGAGUUCGAUCCCCAGCACCAAAAAAUAGAGAGGAAAUCAAUGCCAUGAUAUUUUUUUAAACUUUUUAUCGAUACCAGGGAUCAAACUCAAGACCGCCUGCUUACAAGGCAGGUACUUAUGCUGCUGAGCUAAAUUCCCAGCCCCAAAAAAGAGGAAAUCUAGGGUAGUGCUUGUUACACAGCAGGUUACAAAAUGAAGUCCUUAGCUCCUUUCUUUGAGAUUUUCACUUUAAUCAUUACAAGGGAACAGAGAUUGCCAGAGAAACUACUCUAGUAAAAUAACUUUCAGACUCUGAUGAAGUUUUUUUUAUUUGUUUUGUUUUUUAGACAGUGUCUCACUACCCCAGGAUGGCCUCGGGCUUUGGUAAUUCUUUCGCCUCAGCCUAAGUGCUGGGAUUACAGGUCUGUUUCACCAUGUCCUGCUCUAAUGAUAUUUCUUUAAAAUUCUAGCUGGGUGUGGUGGUAUAGACCUGUAAUUCCAGCAUUCUAGGAAGUCAAGAGAACUGCAAAUUUAAACAUAGCCUACGUGAUUCAGAGAGACCCUAUCACAAAAUGAAAUAAAAUUUAUUUAUUUAUUUUUUUUUUUUUUGGCUUUUUCGUUUUUACCGGUACCAGGGAUCGAACUCACAACUGCCUGCUUUCAAGGCAGGCGCUUAUGCUGCUGAGCUAAAUCCCCAGCCCCUGAAAUAAAAUUUAAAAAGGCUUGAACAACUAUUUGCAAAACAACAUCAACUAGUGAUUUGUGUUUUUUUCUCUGAAUGUAUGUACUUUUUUUUACCUAUUUUCUGUUUUGUUUAAUCUUUCUUUAAAUAAAAAUUAAAAAAAAAUUUUAAAAGG
Cavia porcellus (domestic guinea pig) is the source of this 4243-nucleotide messenger RNA. It is a transcript of the gene Rab42, whose product is annotated as RAB42, member RAS oncogene family. The record is from RefSeq and is a predicted model, not a curated record. The transcript has 2 exons. Bases 34 to 705 code for a protein of 223 amino acids. NCBI's taxonomy places the organism in Eukaryota, Metazoa, Chordata, Mammalia, Rodentia, Caviidae. Gene Ontology annotation, cellular component: Golgi apparatus. Gene Ontology annotation, biological process: vesicle-mediated transport. Gene Ontology annotation, molecular function: GTPase activity; GTP binding.